This is a messenger RNA of Radiomyces spectabilis, 734 nucleotides long. RefSeq lists its product as uncharacterized. NCBI's taxonomy places the organism in Eukaryota, Fungi, Mucoromycota, Mucoromycetes, Mucorales, Radiomycetaceae. The coding region runs from base 334 to 681 and encodes 115 amino acids. The transcript has a single exon. The record is from RefSeq and is a predicted model, not a curated record.
GUGGCCACAGGAAAAGUGGCCUCAGGAAAAGGAGGCCAAACGAUCGGUUGCAAAAGAAAUUGGCACCGUUUUCCUGACCAAUCUCUUUGGCUCGGAAAAGCGGCCCACUGGAAGGGCGCAGGAAAGGUCGCCGGUAGAAAUGGCCACGUAAGAGGUGGCCACAAACGAAAAGUGGCCCAAGGUGGAUGGGCGAAAAAGCCACAAAGGAAAGGUGGCCGCCAGGAAAGGCCACAAGGAAAGGUCGCUGGAAAGGUGGCCGGUGCGAAGAUUUUUUUUUCAUGAGGUGGCCAUAGCUCGCCUUUAUUUUUCUUUUUUUUUUUUGUUGGCGAAUCCAUGGUCACAAAAUCGGUCGCAAAGGCAGUGACUAAGAGCACCAGAAAAGGCCACAGCGAAGGCCACGGGAAGCCGAAUGGAUGGCCAAAAGUGCCAGGCGAGAGACCAAAAAGAAGUUUGACCGGAGAAGGGCCAGAAUCAUUGACAAGACAUCCCAGGACGAGGUCCAGAAACGAACGCCAAAAGCGGGCAGGUGACCAAAACUGGCCAGGCGAAAGACCAGAACGAGCUCCGGCGAGGUGGCCAAACGAUAGGCCAGGGAUGGCCAAAAGCACCAGCGAAAGAGCUCAAAGGACGCGGGCCAGGAACAAACACCAAAACCGCAAGCCGCCGAAAGCGGAAGGAUGACCAAACUGGCCAGAGGAAAGGCCAGAAACACCAGCAAAAAAGUCCGAAGGACG